Molecule: messenger RNA, 1444 nt
Organism: Ziziphus jujuba (common jujube)
Lineage: Eukaryota; Viridiplantae; Streptophyta; Magnoliopsida; Rosales; Rhamnaceae
Product: WAT1-related protein At3g30340
Exons: 6
Coding region: 130-1224 (364 amino acids)
Cellular component (GO): plasma membrane
Molecular function (GO): transmembrane transporter activity
Source: RefSeq, a predicted model, not a curated record
AUUGGCUAAAGCAGUGAUGUGAUGCAGAGUAUCAAGUCAUGUCUAUUCCCAUUUUAGGGUGGUGCUGCAGCUAUAUAAAGUGGAAGUGCAGGAGUUCUAAGUGCAUUAUCAAAGAGGAAAAGCAUACAGAUGAGGAUGGGUUGGGGUGGAAAAUGGAAGCAUGUUUUUUCAAUGGUGGUCAUUAAUUUUGGAUUUGGUUUAGUAAAUUUACUUCUCAAAAAGGCUCUUGAUCAAGGUCUGAACCAUUUGGUUAUAGUUACAUAUAGGCAGGCAAUUUCGGCUACUUUCCUGUUUCCGAUUGCUUACUUCUGGGAAAGGAAAAGCAGAUCUGAGCUUACACCUCAAAUUCUUUGUCACCUUUUUUUAAGUGCUUUAAUUGGGAUCACGCCCUCGCAGUAUUUAUUUCUUAUUGGACUUGAAUUUACAUCGGCUACGUUUUCAUGUGCAUUCCUCAAUAUGGUGCCUGUAAUUACAUUUAUAUUAUCACUGCUAUUUGGUCUAGAGAAAGUGAACAUGAAAAGCAAGAGUGGAACAGCUAAGGUCUUGGGAUCUCUGCUAUGCGUCUGUGGAGCUUUGUUAUUAACCAUAUACAGAGGAAUGCCACUGGCCCAUUCGCAUUCAUCGGCCACUGUUGUCCAAGAAAACCACCAUCAUAUGAUGAUUUCGGCUAAGAAAACUGAGAGGUGGAUUGUGGGUUCAAUGUUCUUGGGUGGAGGUUCUCUCUUGUGGUCUUCAUGGUUCCUGAUACAGGCCAGGAUUGGCAAAAAAUACCCAUUUCAAUAUACUAGCACAGCUAUUUUGUCAUUCUUCUCAGCCGUUCAAUCAGCCAUCUUAAGUUUGGCAAUCCACAGGAACAUUUCCAUGUGGGUUCUCAAAGGAACCUUGGAGAUAAUCAGUGUCAUAUAUGCUGGAAUGGUGGCAUCAGGAUUGUGUUAUGUGGGAAUGUCAUGGUGCAUUAAUCACAAAGGUCCAGUUUUCACAGCAGCAUUUACACCCUUCACUCAGAUCUUUGUUGCCAUCUUUGAUUUCUCAGUCUUGCAUGAACAAAUUUACCUUGGAAGUGUUCUGGGUUCGAUUCUAGUGGUGAUUGGCAUGUAUAUUCUUCUGUGGGGAAAAAGCAAAGAGGCGAAAGAAUGCUCAGUGAAGCAGAACCAAGCAGCUGAAGAAGGUGAAGAUGGUAAGCAAGUUUCACAUGUCUCAACUGUUACUGUCAAUUCAAGAUGAUCUUCAACAGACUUUUAGUUUUGAUAUGUAAUUCAGGUCAACCACCUGUUAUAUGUAAUGUAAACUUUAGCGAGUUGUUUUACAUGGGUUUCUAGCAAAUUAAUCAACUGUCCACCAUUUUAUGUCAAUUAUCUGGUUGGAACGCUCAACAGCUCAAAGGCAUUUUAGGUUUCUUGCAGCUUUCCAAUGUGUAAUGCAGUUUGUUGGGGAUAAUGAAAAC